AUGUCUGAAAGGAAGAGAGUGCAAUGGGCUGUAAGUGGUUGGUUAUGCAAAAUUAUUAAUUCAUUAGGUAAUUUAUGCAUCAAACUUGGCCUACUGCCUGGAGUGUGUGUGAUGUAAAAACUCUGCUGUCUGUUUUCUUAUUUCAUACUUCAGCUCAGCUUGUGCAGAUAUCAACACAUCUGAAGAGGCCAAGGCCUAAGAUUGCAAAAGCCAGAGUGUUUUGUUUGCUACACGAAGAGGUAAGUACAAAUAUAUAA
This is a messenger RNA of Porites lobata, 257 nucleotides long. The record is from the annotation of a GenBank genome assembly. NCBI's taxonomy places the organism in Eukaryota, Metazoa, Cnidaria, Anthozoa, Scleractinia, Poritidae.